Molecule: messenger RNA, 276 nt
Organism: Coprinopsis cinerea okayama7#130
Lineage: Eukaryota; Fungi; Basidiomycota; Agaricomycetes; Agaricales; Psathyrellaceae
Exons: 2
Coding region: 1-276 (91 amino acids)
Source: RefSeq, a predicted model, not a curated record
AUGUGCGAGAACUGGCUGGCGCAGUGCGACAAUGUGUGGAUGAAGGAUCGAAAGCUUAGUGUGGACGUGUUGAAGCCACUCUUGGAGAUGAAGAGGAGGAUGGAGGAGGAGGGGUUGGAUACGUUUGAAACGGGGUACCAUUGUCUUUGGAAGGCCAUGGAGUCGGUUUAUACCAAGUUGGGGAUGGUACGCAAGGCGGAAGAGUGUGCGGCUGUUUUGGAUCCCGUUUCGGAGGUUUUCAACAAAGCCGUCUCCCCAGCGGUUGAUGACGUCUAG